CGCUUCUAGAGGAGAAAGGUGUCCAAAGUUCUCUCUUUGAGUUCACCCUUCGCUGAACCUAAACUUGGCGGGAGGCGGGCGGGGAGCAGUGGGAGAAAGAUGGAGAGGUAGGGAACAGCCUGUCAGGAUCUCCUGGACACUUUAUAAAAAAUUCACAUUUUUGGAGAGCCUCCUAGAAAUAUCUUAUUUGGCAGGCUUGGGGUUUAGGCCAGGAUUUUUGUUUGUUUGUUUGAACUCCAGUGGCUUCUGUUGAACUGCCCCAAACCCGGCUGUUGGGCCCAGUUACUAAAGGCACUUCCAAUAGGGGGAUUGCUUCCGGUUCCCAGCCCGUGGCGGAGGGGUGGGGUUGGGGGGGGGGGGGUGCAGAGUGAAACCUCUGUCCAGGUAGCUGGUGCGCACUUGCCCAGCCUGCGAUUGCCAGAGCAGAGCACCCAAGGUUCCCAAGCUGCCAGUGCGCAGGCGCUGCUCGUUCGCCCUCCCCCCCCGGAGACCCGCCUCCGACGCCUGUACUGGAGACCCCGGCAUGGUGGCCUUCCUCUCGCGCAGGCUCAGGACGGGUCUCGGGAGGCGGGGCUGGAACCCGGGUGUUGCUUGGAUCUUUGUGGGUUCAGCUACUCCUGGUGCGCAGGCCAGCCAUGGGGAUUGCGCCCUGAGCCAGUGACAGAGUGCGAAGUGUCCCUCCGACUGCCCGCCUGCGAGGGGCUGAGGGGGCCUGGAACUGGGCGGAGUUGCAGGGCCCAUCGGUUCCCUGUGAGCUCUCCAGAAGCAAUUCUGGAGGAGCGCGGGGCACCGAGAUCUCAGGUGUGGCUGUGGCCAUUUUCUAGUGGUCUCCAUGGGAGCUGGGUCCUAGAGUUCGGUCUCCAGAAGGAGGGCGGCGGCCAGGCUUCUGAGGCAUCUGGGAGUGCGAGAAGGGAAAGAGCAUCGCCUCCCGCAGCCACAGCCGCAGCCGCACUGCGCUCAGCUGGGACGCCAGUCUGGGGUUUACAGCCCUGCUGUGGGUCCUGCGGGUCGGCUGGGCGUCGCUGCGCGAAGUGGGGAUGCCCGGUGUCAUCCGGCUCGCUCCCCGCUCCCUGAGCCCCGGGAGGAUCGCAGGGCCGCCGCCUAAUGACAGAGAUUUGGAUCUAGUGAAAGGACUAGUCCCAGCUAUGGACUCCAGAGUUUCAGUUCUCCCUUCCCAGGACCCUGCUCUUCCUCCAGAGAGAGGCCUAGGAGAAAAGGGAACAGCCAGUUUAUUCCUGAAAGCCAGACCUCAGGACCUGAUGACAUUUGAGGAUGUGGCUGUGGAAUUCACCUGGUGGGAGUGGGGGCAGUUGGACCCUUCUCAGAAGGACCUGUACCGGGAGGUGAUGCUGGAGAAUUUCAAGAACCUGGCCUCCCUGGGGUUUCCAGUGUCCAAACCAUAUAUGAUCUGCCAGUUGGAGGAAGAGGAAGAGCCCUGUAUUUUAGAGAGAGAAAUCUCAACAGGUGUCCACUCAGAUUGGGAGAGAAGGCCUCAAGCCAAGGAACCUAUGCUAAGUCAGGGACUUUCCAAAGAAGAAUUAUUUCAGAGAGCAUCAGUGGAGAAACACAUUAGAGAUGAAUUCAGGUCCUCCAAACUGAAAGCAACCUGUGGUUGGGAUGACCAGGUAGAGAUGCAUCCAAAAAAACAGGAGAGACAUCUGAAAGAAACGUCACUCACUCAAAAAUCUCCUCCCACCCUUAAGAGAGGUCAUGAAUGGAGUGAAUUUGGGACCAGUCCAGGUUUAAGAUCAGUCCCUAUUAACCAACACCAUGUUCCCACAGGAGAAGGAUACUAUAAUUGUGAUACAGAAUUCAGACAGACUUCAGGGAGAAGUAACUCUCAGAGAACCCAACCAGGGAAGAAAUCUUGCAAAUGCAAUGAAUGUGGGAAGUUGUUCCAUUUCCAGUCAGAACUUCAGCGCCAUCAGAGAUGUCACACUGGAGAAAAGCCCUAUGAGUGCAGUGAAUGUGGAAGAGCCUUUGGUCAUAUUUCAUCCCUUAUUAAACAUCAGAGAACUCAUACUGGAGAGAAGCCCUAUGAAUGCAGUGAAUGCAGAAGAGCCUUCAGCCAGAGUUCCUCUCUUGUUCUACAUUAUAGAUUUCAUACAGGAGAGAAACCCUACAAAUGUAAUGAAUGUGGAAGGGCCUUUGGCCAUACUUCGUCCCUUAUUAAACAUCAGAGAACUCACACUGGAGAAAAGCCCUAUGAAUGCAGAGAAUGUGGGAGAACCUUCAGCCAGAGUUCCUCUCUCACUGUACACUACAGAUUUCAUACAGGAGAGAAACCCUACAAAUGUAAUAGGUGUGGGAGAGCCUUCAGCCAGAGUUCAUCUCUCACUCAGCAUUAUAGACACCAUUCUGGAGAGAAACCCUACAAAUGUAAUGAGUGUGGAAGAGCCUUUGCUCACACUGCCUCCCUUAUUAAACAUCAGAAAAGUCAUGCUGGGAAAAAAAUCCUAUGAAUUUAGCCAAUGCAGGAAGGCUUUCAGCUGGAAAACACACACCACUAAACCUCAGAGGAUAUACUGAAUUAUAUAUUAGAAAGCAAUCCUAGGAGUGCAACGAAUGUGGGAAGACUUUUGGUCAGAGGACACAUUUUGCUCAACAUCAGACAGGACACACCAAACCGAAGCUCUAUUAAGAGGGGGUGGGCUUUCAUCAUACCUCCUCCCUUAUCAAACACAAGAGAAUUCAAACCAGUAAGAAACUAUGUGAAUAUAAUGGAUUUGGAAAGGCUUUAGUUAGUGGGUCACAUAUUCAACAUCAGAGAGUUUAUUAUUUUUAAGAUUUUUUUUUGAUAUGAACCAUUUUUAAAGUCUUUAUUGAAUUUGUUACAAUAUUGUUUCUGUUUUAUGUUUUGGUUUUCUGGCCAUGAGGCAUGUGGGAUCUUAACUCCCUGACCAGGAAUUGAACCCACACCCCCUAACCACUGGACCACCAGGGAAGUCUCCAUACAUGGGAGAAUUUAUACUGGGGGAAAGCCUCAUCAGUGUAAUCAGUAUAGCACAGGCUUCAGUCACAUAGUGUUUCAAAAGCAAACAAAAAUCCCUGAAACAACUCCAGAUAACUCAUACAUAUUUCACAUUAGUAACAGGUUAAGUUUUCUUUCAAAGGGCAAAGUGAAGUGAAAGUCGCUCAGUCAUGUCUGACUCUUUGUGACCCCAUGGACUAUACAGUCCAUGGAAUUCUCCAGGCCAGAAUACUGGAGUGGGUAAGCCUUUGCCUUCUUCAGGGGAUGUUCCCAAACCAGGGAUUGAACCCAGGUCUCCUGCAUUGCAGUCAGAUUCUUCACCAACUGAGCCACAAAGGAAGCCCCAUAUAUAUAUCCUUUUCCCCCCAAGUGUCCUUCUCUAACCCUCACUCAGGUCUUUAUAUGCCUGGAUGCCUGAAACUUUGUAGCUGGUUUUUGCCUAACGUAGUCCCUUUCCCUUAUGUAUCUCUGGCCAUGUUAAUCAUUCUCAUCAGUAGGCACCUAUCCUGCCACCCUGUCCUGCCCCCAAAGCCUCUGUUUUGCCUAUAGGAUAAAGGCUCACCUCUCAGUUUGACAUUCAAUGCCCUCUUCAGUCUGCCCUAACCUCUUGCUGUUCCUGGUAAGAACCUCCAUUUCAGACAAACUAGCUUGUUUGCCAUACCUCAAACAUGCGUCCACACUUUCCAGCCUGGGCUGUUCUGCCUAACCUGUUCCACCAGCCUGGCAUACCCU
Bubalus bubalis (water buffalo) is the source of this 3703-nucleotide messenger RNA. Its product is annotated as zinc finger protein 514. Gene Ontology annotation, biological process: regulation of transcription by RNA polymerase II. NCBI's taxonomy places the organism in Eukaryota, Metazoa, Chordata, Mammalia, Artiodactyla, Bovidae. Bases 1038 to 2462 code for a protein of 474 amino acids. The record is from RefSeq and is a predicted model, not a curated record. Gene Ontology annotation, molecular function: RNA polymerase II cis-regulatory region sequence-specific DNA binding; DNA-binding transcription factor activity, RNA polymerase II-specific. The transcript is spliced from 5 exons.